CAGAUCCGCGCCCUGUUUUGACUGCUAAACGUACACAUAUCAUACAAAUGCGGUAGAUACUAUCAAGUAACUCAGCUCACGAGAGCGCGUCUUCGAAAACGGAUCAAUUAGCCAAAUAGGGAAUGACAGAAGGAGGGACAACAAAGGAAAAGCAUACAGCUGUGCAUAUAGAAUCAGGGCAAAAGGCAAAAGCUUCUGACGCUGCCUCCGGAGCCUCGAGAAGGACCAUGGGCGCUGGAGCUGCUGCUGCGUGCCCAGGCUCCACCGCCUCGCUCAGCAGCGUGCUGCCCAAGUGGUGGCGCCUGGUGACAAUCUGGUUCACAGGCGAGGCGCGCUGGGUGGCUCGCGGCUACGCUGCGGCGGUGAUCUGCCUGGCGCUGGUCACCACCCUGUUCUCGGUGCACAUCUCGUACGCCCAGAGGGACUUCAGCACGGCGCUGUCCGGCAAGGACGUACCCGGCUUCUAUGCCGCGGUGCGCAAGUUCGUGGUGAUCAUCUUCAUUGCCGCGCCGCUGUUCAGCUUCACGUCCUGGGUGGAGGAGCGGCUGGUGCUGUCCUGGCGCGCCCACCUCACGCGCCUGCUCACACGCAAGUACUUCGCACACAGGGCCUUCUACCACAUCCGCCAGCGCGGCGACGCCCUUGACGGCUCCUCCGCCACCGCGGCCGGCGGCAGUAGCGGCGGAGUCGGCGGCAGUAGCAGCGCCGGCAUCGGCAGUAGCAGUGCCGGCUCGGGCGGCGCGGCGGGCGGCAUCGACAACCCCGACCAGCGCAUCUGUGAUGACGUGGCCUCGUUCGUGCGGUCCAGCGUGUCGUUGUCGCUGACCAUAUGCCGCAAGAUAUUCAGCUGCGUGGCAUUUGCGGGUGUGCUGUGGGGCGUGAGCGGCAGCCUGGUGGUGUUCAUGUUCAUGUACGCGGGCGUGGGCACCUUCGUCACCACCGCCAUGUUCGGGCGGGUGCUCACCAGCCUGUACUACAGGCAGCUGGCUCGCGAGGCCGACCUGCGCUUCAGCCUAGUGCGCGUGCGGGAGAACGCCGAGAGCAUCGCCUUCUACAAGGGCGAGGCGGGCGAGCGUGUGCGUGUGCUGUCGCGGCUGGGCGGCGUGCUGGGUGUGGCGUACGAGCGGGUGCGGUGGUCGGCGCUGUACGACCUGUGGACCAGUGUGUACAGCUACGCCACCAUACUGGUGCCCUCGCUGCUCACGGCGCCGCGCUACUUCAAGGGCGAGAUCGAGUUCGGCGUGAUCAGCCAGGCCUCCUUCGCCUUCAGCCGCAUCGACGCCGCGCUGUCCAUCAUCAUCAACAACCUGGCGCAGAUAUCCGGACUGGCGGCCGAGACGGAGCGCCUGCAUGACCUGGUGGCGGCCAUGGACGCGGCGGCGGCGGCGGCGGCGGCCACCGGCCUGCCCAGCAGCGGCAGCGAGGGGGGCGGCUCUGCGGCGGCUGCUGCUGCUGCUGCCAGCGCGGCGGCGGUGGCGCUGCUGUCCACGGCGGGCGGCGGCGAGGUCAUUGCGCGGCGGGCGGCGGCGGGGCUGCGCGGCCUGGUGCUGAGGCAGCUGCGGGUGGUGACGCCGGGCGGCGGCGGCGGCGGCGGCUCCAGGGUGCUCACGGCGGGGCUGUCGCUCAGCCUGGAACCGGGCCAGUCGCUGCUGAUCGUGGGCCCCAGCGGCUGCGGCAAGUCCUCCCUGCUGCGGGCCAUCGCCGGGCUGUGGGUGGCGGGCGGCGGCACCGUGCUGCUGCCCGGAGGCCCCGCAAACACCGCCGCGACAGCCGACGACGAGGCGGCGGCGGCGGCGGCGGGCGCCAACAACAACAACAGCAGCGGCAGUGCUAGCAGUGCUAGCAGUGGCAGUGGCGGCGGCGGUGUGUUCUUCCUGCCGCAGAAGCCCUUCAUGCCGCUGGGCGACCUGCGCACACAGCUCACCUUCCCGAGCGGGGUGGACAUGGCGGCGGUGACGGCGGUGGCGGUGGAGGACGGGACCGCACCAGCCGGCGCCGCGCCCCCCGCCACCACCACCACCACCACGCGGCCCGCGGCCCCCGGCAGCCAGGGCCAAGGCCAGGGCGAGGAGGGCGAUGAGGAGCGCGCCCCGCUGCUGCUCAGCCACGUCACCACCACUGCUGCUGCCGCUGCAGCCGGCGGAGGGGGCGGAGGCGGCGGCGGCCACAUGGCCGCCUCCAUAUCUCUGGUGGCGCUGCAGUCGGGGGCGGGUGGCGGCGGCGGCGGCAGCGGCGGCGGCGGCUCUGUGAGCGAUGAAGAGCUGUUGGCGCUGUUGGAUGACGUGUGCCUGCCCGACCUGGUCGCACGGGUGGGCGGGCUGGAUGUGGAGCUGGACUGGAGCAGUGUGCUGAGUGUGGGCGAGCAGCAGCGGCUGGCGGUGCUGCGGCUGCUGGCGGCGCGGCCCUGCCUGGCGUUCAUGGACGAGGCGACGUCGGCUCUGGACGGCCCCACCGAGAGCCGCCUGUACUCGCUGAUCCGCAAGCGUGUGCCCUGCUACGUGUCUGUGGGCCACCGCCUGGCGCUGCUGCAGCACCACACCCACGUGCUGGAGUGCCUCAGCGGCGACGGCGCCGGCGGCGGCGGCGAGGGCCAGUGGCGCGUCUGCACAGCAGCAGAGUACCAGCGCCGCGCCGGGGCAGGGGGCGGCGGAGGCGGAGGCGCGCAGCAGCACCACCACCACUGAGGGGCAGGGAGGGAGGCAGGCAGGCAGGGAGGGUGGGAGGGAGGGAGGGAGGCAGGGUGGGAGGGAGGGAGGCAGCGGGUGGAGGCCCGGCGGGCGCGGGAGGUGUGUGUCCUGCGGGACCCAUUGAUCCAUUUACCCAGCAGUGAUGCCGGUGUGAUUCGGGAGUGUGGAGGUGUGGAUGGAGGUGGAGGAAUGUGGCAGCAUAUGUGCUUGCCUUGAAUAUCUUGCUUGCGGAAGGGUUGGCGGGUCUGCGGAAGAAGGCGGCGAGCAGGGGACGUAUCAAUUAGCGUUUGGAGUGCACAUGAUGAAGCCCCCCGGGGGCGGGGGCGUGGCGUGUGUGUUUGGUGCAUGGGGCCCAUGCGUGGCCCGGGCUGCCAUGAGUGGCCGGGCAAGUACCGGGGAUUCCCGGGGCGCGGCGUGGCGCUCGCUACUUUGUGAGUUUGCUUGUGUCAGUCCCGAUGACGCCGUCGUCGUCCCUCAUCGCUCCUCCUGCGUGGCCACACAGCGGUUCCGGUUAGC
Molecule: messenger RNA, 3203 nt
Organism: Chlamydomonas reinhardtii
Lineage: Eukaryota; Viridiplantae; Chlorophyta; Chlorophyceae; Chlamydomonadales; Chlamydomonadaceae
Exons: 17
Coding region: 228-2684 (818 amino acids)
Biological process (GO): transmembrane transport
Cellular component (GO): membrane
Molecular function (GO): ATP hydrolysis activity; ATP binding; ABC-type transporter activity
Source: RefSeq, a predicted model, not a curated record